This is a messenger RNA of Sparassis crispa, 2718 nucleotides long. RefSeq lists its product with no specific name. The transcript has 13 exons. Gene Ontology annotation, biological process: protein transport; Golgi organization; intra-Golgi vesicle-mediated transport. The record is from RefSeq and is a predicted model, not a curated record. Lineage: Eukaryota; Fungi; Basidiomycota; Agaricomycetes; Polyporales; Sparassidaceae. Bases 1 to 2718 code for a protein of 905 amino acids. Gene Ontology annotation, cellular component: membrane; COG complex.
AUGCCGUCGACAACGAGUACAGAUCCCAGCAACUCUCGGGACCCAUUCGAGCUCGAGAGACUCGCCCAGGAGCUCGAGGCGCGCGAGGCACGCAAAGACCGCUCGCGCAACCCGGGCAGCAGCGUCGAAGAGCUCUCCGCCGCCGAGCGUGACUUGCCCAUCUACAUCCCCCUCUCGCACGACAACCCGUACCUCACCGCCGGGACGUUCAACGUUGAGGACUUUCUGCUCUCGCGCGCAUAUACCUCGCUCCCCGACCUCCGCGCGGAGCUGCGCGACUACCUUGCCACGCUCAAGGAAGAGCUCGUCCGGCUCAUCAAUGAUGAUUACGAGGCAUUCAUCAGUCUGAGCACCGAUUUGCGAGGAGAGGGCGCGCGUUUGGAAAGACUGAAGUCCCCGUUGGGUGAUAUCAAGGCCCAAGUACUUGAAGCACGACAAAUAUUGCAAGUGAUACAGGAUGCAAUUCUGCUCAGACUGAACCAGCGUGCUACUCUCCGAGAAGAAAAGGCCUUCCUCCAUUUGCUACUCAAGAUAUCCGAAUCUAUCACGCGUCUCGAGUCCCUCCUGCUUAUCACCUCACCCGCUGACGAGAAGCAGAAUCCGGAGCUCAAUGGCAUGGGCCUCUCCCACGCCGAAGAUGAUAGCAUCGAGGAGAGAACACGAGGAAACCGCGCCAAGCAUCUAGCCCGCGUUGCGGCCGAAUACACCCAGCUGCUCUACCACGUCUCGCGCGCGAGCGCGGAGCGCUGCGCGUUCGUUGACGAGUCUCAAUGGCGUGUCGACCGUAUUCGGUCCACGCUAUCGUCUGACCUCGACCACUUAUUCGCGUCCACGGUCAUAGCGCUGACGUCGGGGAAGGAGAGCAGGAAGGAGAUCAAGGCGACCGAGCUGGAGAAGUCUAAGUGGAUUUCGGACGUGACGGAGUGUCUGCGGACAUACGACGUCCUCGGCCUCUGGCGCGACGCCGAGGAUGUCCUCCGGAAAGAGGUCGUCCGCGAGUUUGUCAAAAAGACCGUCCACCCGGGUGCUCUUGCCUCACCCCAUUCGCCUUUGCUACCCCAUACGCCAUCCGCCGCUGGAAUGCGCUCCGCCGCACCACCACACUACUCCCAACCCGCCCGUACUCCCUACACCCCCUUCUCCGCCUUCGCAUCAAAACAAAACCCGUUCUCUUUCAACCUACCCCAAGGCACCGUCGCACCGCACGCGCUCGACGAGCACGAUGACCCACUCGCGGUGCUGUACAACGCUGUGCUGCGCUUCGUCGACCGUGAUCUGAAGCGCAUCAUGGAGAUCGCGGAGAGUGUAUGCGUGCGCUCCGGCGCGCGGACUUCCCCUCUGCUUGGUGCCGCUCCCGUACGGGCGCAGGAGAGCCGCGGGUUCGAGAUCAUGGCAAACGUCGUGUGGGCGGAGGUCGGUCGUGCGGUCGUGGACGAGCUUGGGAGCGUUGUAUUCGCUGCGGGAAAGCCGGAUGAGUUCCGCAAGCACCACGAGACGACCCAAGCGUUCAUCCGUGCACUGGAGUACCUGGCGCCCUCGGUCCACGCCAUCGAGGCGAUGCGUGGGCACCCCGUGUAUGCUACGUUCGAGCGCCGGUGGCAGCUCCCGGUGUACUUCCAGCUGCGGUGGAAGGAGAUCGUCACCAAGCUCGAAGAGAGCCUUGCCACGACGCGUCUCGAGCGGGUAAAUAACAAGGAGCCAUUUAUGACGCUCCAGGCAACGGCGAUCUGGGACGCCAUCAGCACCUGCUGGAGCGCGGAGGUGUACAUCCCAGAGCUCAGCUAUCGCUUCUGGAAAUUCACACUACAGCUUUUGAGCAGAUAUAAGACGUGGCUGGAUGCGAGCCUACCGGCCUUUGAGCCCCCACCAAAGAUAGCUGCAGCUGUUGCUGCUGAGAAGCUGGGAAACAUUCCUGGUUCUCCCUCGUCGCAGCUUUCGCGUGCCACGACGCCAAUCCCGCCUACAGAGGCGGCGUCUGCGGAAGCCACUGCAGCGGAAGACGUCCAGCUGCAGCAAUUCGCCACGGCGAUUACAGACAUUCACGCGAUGCAGACACAGGUGAUGAAGCUCUGGCGUGAAGAGCUGACCGUGAUGUUGCCGGAAAGUCUCGGUGAGGGCGAAGACGACGUGAGCCCCGAAGACAUGCUCAAGCGGGCACUGGCGAAGCACCUUGCGCUCGUCCCCCCGCUCUGCAGCCAGAUCAUCUUCAUCCUCGGGCGGCGCGGAUGCGACGCGCUCCUCUCGAUGCGCUCUAUCCCGUCCCAGUUCCGUGCGAUGUCCGCGAGCAAGCGCGCACCGACGGAGCCGAGUUACUUCGUUGUGUCCAUCUUCCGUGCCCUCCGCGCGUUCUUUGGCGUCGGCACAGCGGACGGCCCUGGCGCAGCGCUUAAGGGGGAAUAUCUGCAGUCGUUCGCGGAAGAGGUGUUCGAGGUUGUCGCGCAAAGAUAUGUGUACUUCUUGUCGGCCAUGAAGAAGACGGAGGAGUCUCUCCGCCGGCUGAAGAAGGGUAAAAAAUCAACGUUCUCAUUCCUGGGUGGCUCUGGUGCGACAAAGGACGACGACGGGCGGGCAGAUGAGGAAAAGAUUCGUGCACAGAUGAUCCUGGACGUAGAAGCUUUCGGCAAAGAUGCAGAGUGGCUGGGCGUCGCGGUGCACGAGAACCAGACAUUCAAGACGUUGGAGACAAUGGCCCACACAAGCCUGGCAGACGACCCUUGA